AGAGAAUAGUGACAGAACCUAUUAUUAUUUGUAACAAUAGUUUAAAAGUUUUUAAACGUUACAAAAAAUUUAUCAUGACUGUGAUAAAACAAGCAAUUUCUACUGCUAUUGUGUGCUACCUCUGUUCUAUUCUUGGUGUGAUGUACACCUGGCCGUCUUCUACUCUGGUUCUCUUCUCUUCUACGAACACAACCCUGGACCGUCCUAUGACAGAGACUGAAGUAGCACUCUUGGGUAGUUUAUCAUCUAUCAGUGCGUUGAUAAGUACACCAUUUUCUGGUUAUCUUCUUGAUACUUUGGGGAGAAAGUAUUCCUGUAUGCUGUUCGCGUUAUCGCAAGUGUUGGCAUGGGUAGUCGUAUCCAUCUGCUACAACGUGGUGGCUAUCCUCACAGCAGUAUUCAUAUCUGGAUUCAGUGGUUGUAUGAUGUUAGUGGUACCCAUUUACGUCAGUGAAAUCUGUCAGGAAUCCAUCCGUGGUACUAUGACUUCAGGAGUCAUGGUGUUUUAUGGAUUGGGUAUGCUCGCUUCCUAUCUAAUGGGAGGAUAUUUGAGUUACGACGCAAUGAUCUACGUUUGUUUAUCUAUGAGUAUACUUGGAUUUUUACUUUUGUUACUUUUGAAAGAAUCUCCUAUACAUCUGAUGAGGAAAGGCUUGGAAAAGGAUGCUGCAAAAGUGAUCGCUUACUAUAGAGGUGUUAAAGUUACAUCGAAAACUGUCGAAGAAGAAAUUCAAAUGAUACGCAGAGCUAUGAAUCCAGAUUUUGAUGAUUUAACACCGGAGGUGGAAAAAUUGCAGCCAGAAUUAAAAGGAAAACCAAAGAUGUCCGCAUGGAAAUUCUUCAAGAAAUCACGAUCGUCCCGUCGUGCGUUAAUGGUGGCAUUAGUGUUAUAUACCGCGGCCAUCUUCCAAGGUCUGAUGGUGGUGCAAGUUUAUGCUGAGCCAUUGUUCGCGGAGGCAGUGCCUACAAUGUCCCCCACUAUAUGCAGUGUCAUAUCCGCCAUAUUGACAGUCGUUUCUGGUUUUAUUGCUGCCUUCUUAAUGGAAUGGGUUGGAAGAAGAUAUUUAAUGAUCUACGCAUCAUUAGGAGCAUGUGUUACCUGCGUAGUACUGGGCACUCAGAUCCACUUACAUUGGGGCCCGCAUUGGAUCACCGCUUUAUUUAUGUACUUAUUCGUUAUCAUGUACACUUGUGGAGCUGGCACUGUGCCUUUCGUACUGGUCGCGGAGAUAUUCCUACCUGAGAUUAAAAGCAUCGCUUCAAUGAUAGCAGUGGAAUGGUGCCUUAUUUGCAGUUUCAUAGUUCUCUUUGUGUUCAAUCCUCUAGUUACUGCUAUAGGCUUAGGCCCGGUGUUCUACUUUUUUGCAUCUGUCUGCUUACUUUCUUCUAUAUUUUCCUUCUUUUUUGUUCCCGAAACUAAAGGAUUAACAGUUGAUGUUAUACAGAAUCUAUUUGCUAGUCCCAGAAAAUGUUAAGUACCAUAGUGUGGUUUAUUUUUAGCCGACUUCAAAAAGAAGGAGGUUAUCAAUUCGACUGUAUUUUUUUAU
Papilio machaon (common yellow swallowtail) is the source of this 1547-nucleotide messenger RNA. RefSeq names its product facilitated trehalose transporter Tret1. Gene Ontology annotation, cellular component: membrane. The record is from RefSeq and is a predicted model, not a curated record. The transcript is spliced from 8 exons. NCBI's taxonomy places the organism in Eukaryota, Metazoa, Arthropoda, Insecta, Lepidoptera, Papilionidae. Bases 75 to 1475 code for a protein of 466 amino acids. Gene Ontology annotation, molecular function: transmembrane transporter activity. Gene Ontology annotation, biological process: transmembrane transport.